AUGCUGCUGCUGGCGAGAUGUCUGGUGGUGGUCCUCGUCUCCUCACUCCUGAUGUACUCAGGGCUGGCGUGCGGACCCGGCAGGGGAUUUGGGAAGAGGAGGCACCCCAAAAAACUGACCCCUUUAGCCUAUAAACAGUUUAUCCCCAAUGUGGCUGAGAAGACCCUAGGGGCUAGUGGAAGAUACGAAGGAAAGAUCUCCAGAAACUCCGAGCGAUUUAAGGAACUCACCCCCAAUUACAACCCUGACAUCAUAUUUAAGGAUGAAGAAAACACCGGAGCGGACCGGCUGAUGACUCAGAGGUGUAAGGACAAGCUGAAUGCCUUAGCCAUCUCAGUCAUGAACCAGUGGCCAGGAGUGAAACUUCGGGUGACUGAAGGCUGGGACGAAGACGGCCACCACUCAGAGGAAUCACUACACUAUGAGGGCCGUGCAGUGGACAUCACCACAUCAGACCGUGACCGCAGCAAGUAUGGCAUGCUGGCACGCCUGGCCGUGGAGGCCGGCUUCGACUGGGUCUACUAUGAGUCUAAGGCACACAUCCACUGCUCUGUGAAAGCAGAGAACUCGGUGGCCGCCAAAUCGGGUGGCUGCUUCCCGGGAUCUGCCACUGUGCACCUGGAAAAGGGCGGCACCAAGCUAGUGAAGGACCUGAGUCCCGGGGACAGGGUGCUGGCGGCUGAUGACCAGGGCCGGCUUCUCUACAGCGACUUCCUCACCUUCCUCGACCGCGAGGAUGGGGCCAAGAAGGUCUUCUACGUGAUCGAGACCAGGGAGCCGCGGGAGCGGCUGCUGCUGACCGCCGCGCACUUGCUUUUCGUAGCGCCGCACAACCACUCGGAGGCCGCCGGGGAGCCCGCGCAGCCGUCUGGCUUAGGGGCCAGGCUGAGGCCGCCGCCAGGGGGCGCGGCGGGGCGCCGGGCGCUCUUCGCCAGCCGUGUGCGGCCUGGGCAGCUUGUAUACGUGGUAGCGGAGCGCAAUGGGGACCGCAGACUGCUGCCUGCUGCCGUGCACAGCGUGACGCUCCGCGAAGAGGCCACGGGCGCCUACGCGCCCCUCACCGCCCAGGGCACCAUCCUAAUCAACCGGGUGCUGGCCUCGUGCUACGCCGUCAUCGAAGAGCACAGCUGGGCGCACUGGGCCUUCGCGCCCUUCCGCCUGGCGCACGCGCUCCUGGCGGCGCUCGCGCCCUCGUGCACGGACCACAGCGGCGGGGACGCCCGGCUCCCCGCGCCCGUGCCAGAUGCGCCCGCCGCGCCAGAUGCGGCCACAGGCAUACACUGGUACUCACAGCUGCUCUACCAAAUAGGCACCUGGCUGUUGGACAGUGAGGCCCUGCAUCCGCUUGGCAUGGCAGUCAAGUCCAGCUGA
Messenger RNA from Elephantulus edwardii (Cape elephant shrew), 1371 nucleotides. RefSeq names its product sonic hedgehog (gene SHH). Bases 1 to 1371 code for a protein of 456 amino acids. Gene Ontology annotation, molecular function: calcium ion binding; patched binding. Gene Ontology annotation, biological process: oligodendrocyte differentiation; cell fate specification; smoothened signaling pathway. Lineage: Eukaryota; Metazoa; Chordata; Mammalia; Macroscelidea; Macroscelididae. The record is from RefSeq and is a predicted model, not a curated record. The transcript is spliced from 3 exons.